AAAGCAUCUUUUCACGAUUAGUUUACUACUCUCUGCCUCGAAUAUAUAAAUAAAUAAAUAAAUAUAUAACGCCAUGACUGAAGUUGACUGCAAAACCUACAGCGACGACGUGUGUUUCGGGAAGGAUGCGCCUUCGAUCGAUUUGUUAGAGCCGAUCAAAGGUGAUAAAGUUUCCAUCGCCGGAAAUGAGGUCUGCGUGCUGUACUUCUUCAACACCUUCUAUCGUGGUGCGGAUAUCUGCAAUAACGAGUUCACCCAAUUUUCGGAGAAGUUUGCGGAUAAAGCGACGAUCAUUGCCAUCAGCACCGAUGCCGACAGGGCCAAAACGGAGAAAUACCUUGGAAAGGAUAUCGUUGAUGAGAACACCAAGAAGCCUCUGCGCCUGGAUCCACCCCACAUCGUUUUUGACAACCGUAAAGAGGUCAGCAAAGAGUUUGCCGGGGUCUCAGGCCUUUCGGUGAUGUCCUGUCCGAUGGGCUUUAUUGUCAAAGACAAGAAGAUUGUAUGGCGUCAGCAAUUUCUUCAGUCCUUUACAUUCAACCAGUCUAACUUUGAAGCGCAGUUCAAUCAUAUUCUUGCAGGGGAGAAGCUUGAAUCGAACGGACCACGUCCGAAGGUUGUGGUGGAGGAAGAAGAGGCGGAGGGUAUGGAUGGGGAUAUUUCACUUUUUUGAGCCAUAAAUAUUUCAAACUGAAAUGAAGAUGAGAAAUAUAGAUACUCUGUGGUAAAAUGUCCAUAAUAACAAGUAUCUUUAAAAAUCCCAUAAGAUAUUCUAUAAAAAUAAAGAAAUACCAAUAAAGAGUUUUCGAAAGAAAAUUAGUAGAGACCACCUGAGCUGAAACCAUAUUUCGAAUUAGGGCAUGCUGAUAAUAUCACAGGUGAAUUAUUAUAUUUGUCUCAUUUCUUAUAGAUAG
Molecule: messenger RNA, 914 nt
Organism: Phytomonas sp. Hart1
Lineage: Eukaryota; Euglenozoa; Kinetoplastea; Trypanosomatida; Trypanosomatidae
Source: the annotation of a GenBank genome assembly